Messenger RNA from Clupea harengus (Atlantic herring), 4409 nucleotides. RefSeq names its product ATPase H+ transporting V0 subunit a1a (gene atp6v0a1a). Bases 174 to 2738 code for a protein of 854 amino acids. NCBI's taxonomy places the organism in Eukaryota, Metazoa, Chordata, Actinopteri, Clupeiformes, Clupeidae. The record is from RefSeq and is a predicted model, not a curated record. Gene Ontology annotation, molecular function: ATPase binding; proton-transporting ATPase activity, rotational mechanism. Gene Ontology annotation, biological process: vacuolar acidification; proton transmembrane transport. Gene Ontology annotation, cellular component: vacuolar proton-transporting V-type ATPase, V0 domain; vacuolar proton-transporting V-type ATPase complex; plasma membrane. The transcript has 22 exons.
CGCCACCCCAUUUCGUCAUCACAAGCCGGUCAGCUGAUAAUUCAUGGUACGGGUGGGACACUGAGUUGACAGCCAGAUAGCUAUCCGAGGAAGACAUCAAUUUACGCCUCUGCCAGUAGAGAGUUGGUUGUUGAGGGUUUUUCAGGGCGGAAUACCCAGAGUGCCGUGCAGCCAUGGGGGAGCUGUUCCGCAGCGAGGAGAUGACGCUGGCCCAGCUCUUCCUCCAGUCAGAGUCGGCCUACUGCUGCGUCAGUGAGCUGGGCGAGAUCGGCAUGGUGCAGUUCAGAGACCUGAACCCAGACGUGAACGUGUUCCAGAGAAAGUUUGUGAACGAGGUGCGUCGCUGUGAGGAGAUGGACCGCAAACUGAGGUUUGUGGAAAAGGAAAUAAAGAGAGCCAACAUCCCCAUUGUUGACACUGGAGAAAACCCAGAAGUUCCUUUCCCCAGAGAUAUGAUUGACCUGGAGGCCACCUUUGAGAAGCUGGAGAAUGAGCUGAAGGAAAUCAACACAAACCAGGAGGCCCUGAAGAAGAAUUUUCUGGAGCUGACAGAGCUCAAGCACAUCUUGAGACGCACCCAGCAGUUCUUCGAUGAGGUCAGGACUGGCUGUGGAAGUGGAAGUGGAAGAAUGGAGGACCCGGCACUGAUGGAGGAGUCCUCUACCCUGCUGGACCCCAGUGAGGUGGGCCGGGGUGCGCCGCUAAGGCUGGGGUUUGUUGCCGGGGUGAUCGGCAGAGAGAGAAUCCCCACUUUCGAGAGGAUGCUGUGGCGUGUUUGCCGUGGCAAUGUCUUCCUUAAGCAGGCCGACAUUGAGGACCCCCUUGAGGAUCCAACCACAGGCGAUCAGGUGCACAAGUCGGUCUUCAUCAUCUUCUUCCAGGGUGACCAACUGAAGAACAGAGUGAAGAAGAUCUGUGAGGGGUUCAGAGCGUCGUUGUACCCUUGUCCCGAGACCCCCCAGGAGAGGAAGGAGAUGGCUGGCGGGGUCCACACCCGCAUCGAUGACCUGCAGAUGGUACUGAACCAGACAGAGGACCACAGACAGAGGGUGCUGCAGGCGGCAGCUAAGACGGUGCGCGUGUGGUUCAUCAAGGUGCGCAAGAUGAAGGCCAUCUACCACACACUCAACCUCUGCAACAUCGACGUCACCCAGAAGUGCCUCAUCGCCGAGAUCUGGUGUCCAGUGUCCGACCUCGAUUCCAUCCAGUUUGCCCUGCGAAGAGGAACGGAGAAGAGCGGCUCCACUGUGCCCUCGAUCCUCAACAGGAUGCAGACCAAGCAGACGCCGCCCACCUUCAACAAGACCAACAAGUUCACCUCGGGCUUCCAGAACAUCGUGGACGCCUACGGAAUCGGCACGUACCGCGAGAUCAACCCAGCCCCAUACACCAUCAUCACCUUCCCCUUCCUGUUUGCCGUCAUGUUUGGUGACCUGGGCCACGGGGCGCUCAUGACCUGUGCUGCCCUCUACCUGGUCCUGAGGGAGAGCCGCCUCCUCACCCAGAAAAACGACAACGAGAUGUUUAACAUGAUAUUUGCUGGCCGCUACAUCAUCCUGCUGAUGGGCGCCUUCUCCAUCUACACGGGGCUCAUCUACAACGACUGCUUCUCGAAGUCCCUCAACAUCUUCGGCUCCAGUUGGAGCGUGCGGCCCAUGUUCCAGGAGAGCAUCCGCGGAGGAGGCAACUGGACAUUCGAGACCUUGGAGGGGAACCGUGUCCUUCAGCUGGAUCCGGCCGUCAGAGGUGUAUUUGGGGGACCAUACCCCAUCGGCAUCGACCCGAUCUGGAACAUGGCCACCAACAAGCUCACUUUCCUGAACUCCUUCAAGAUGAAGAUGUCUGUCUGCCUGGGCGUCAUUCACAUGCUGUUUGGAGUCUCCCUCAGCCUGUUCAACCACCUCUACUUCAAGAAGCCUCUGAACAUCUACCUGGGCUUCAUCCCUGAGAUCGUCUUCAUGAGCAGCCUCUUUGGCUACCUGGCGUUGCUCGUCUUCUACAAGUGGCUGGCCUACGACGCCAAGACCUCCAGAGAUGCCCCCAGCCUCCUCAUCGCCUUCAUCAACAUGUUCCUGUUCAACUACAACGACCCAACCAAUCAACCCCUCUACAGAGGACAGAUGAUCAUCCAGUCUUUGUUGGUGGUCAUUGCCAUGGCCUGCAUUCCCUGCAUGCUGAUAGUGAAAACCCUGGUGUUACGCAGACAGCACCUCUGGAGGCAGAAUCUGGGCACACAGAACUUCGGGGGGAUCCGGGUGGGCAACGGGCCGACGGAGGACGAGGCUGAGAUCAUCCAGCACGACCAGCUGUCGCAGCAUUCCGAGGAGGAGCCAGAGCAUUCCGAGGAGGAAGUGUUUAACUUUGGAGAUGUGGCAGUGCAUCAGGCCAUCCACACCAUAGAGUACUGCCUGGGCUGCAUCUCCAACACAGCGUCCUACCUGAGGCUCUGGGCUCUCAGUCUGGCCCAUGCACAGCUGUCUGAGGUCCUGUGGGGUAUGGUGAUGAAAAUCGGCCUGUCCUCUCGGAGCUUUGCCGGCUUCCUUCUCCUGACCAUCAUCUUUGCCGCCUUCGCCACACUGACCGUUUGUAUCCUGCUCAUUAUGGAGGGCCUGUCGGCAUUCUUACAUGCACUGAGGUUGCACUGGGUGGAAUUUCAAAACAAGUUCUACAAUGGCCAGGGCUUCAAGUUUCUGCCCUUCACAUUCGACAGCAUCCUGGAGGGGAAGUUCGAGGACUAACGGAAACCACAACUGUGACCUCUCCCUCUCUCCAAAAACAGCCAAUCAGAUGUUAUAUAGUAGGGGUAUAUGGAAUAUAGGAGAUUCCUGGAGUAAAAUGGUUUGUGAUUGGCAGAUGCACCAGUGUUCAGAAAGCUGAAUUUUAAGCUUGAUCAGUUCAUUCAAACAAAAUCAACAUGCAUUAAAAAAAAAAAAUUAUAAUAUUAAUAAUAACAACCGUUGAUUAUGAUUUGUUAUAGCUUGAUGGCUAAUUGGUUAUCAUAGAUAUCCAUUUCCUAUAGCAACAAGUUCUGUGAGGUCUAACUGCUAGCUAUUCCUGUUCCUGUCUUUUGAGUCCUCUUUUGUUGGUCAUUUGUUGUGUUUUUAAUCAAAUAAGUUAUUGGUGUCCUGUUUUUGGCAUAGUGUCCACUCUGUGUCUGUGAUAUUGCAUAGUGUCUACCCUGUUUAUGUAAACGAGAACCUUUUAUGUUUUGUGUGUAUGUUUUGUUUACGUCUGUGUGUGUAUGUGUGUAUGUACACAGACAGAUUGCACUUCUGAUAAUUUCUCAAGUCAGGUAUCUGUGUCUAGUUUGAGUGAUAGACGCCGGCGAUGGCCACCUUUUUCUCUGUAGCAGGACUUAGUGAUUCUCAUGUCAGUAAUAUGUUGAGAAAUAGAAACAAAAUGGCGGCGACUGAGCCAUCAGAGCUCAGCUUCAUCUGUUUGCCUUGAAUCUCCCUACCAGGUUGAGCAAAGUUCAGCUUCCUGUCAGGCCUUUGGGAUUAGUCUUGUCUCAAAGGCAGAGCAGCUGGCUGCGAGGUGCCCACCAGAUUUGGAUAUGCCCACCCACCCCCCACCCCCCAUCUGUCACACAGGCAGUCACAGACCAGCCCAUCCACACUUUUCUCACAAGACAGGGAAAAAAAUCACUCCUAUUUGAACACACACAUACACAUCUGUACGCCUUGCCCCACUGUGAAGGUUUCAAAGGGAUUCUGAAAUGUGUGUAUGUACUGUCAGCACUUGGCUUGAGGAAUUUUUCUUUUCUUUUGUUUUUUGGGCCCCCUCAAGGCCUCUGUACCAUGAUGGCGAAUAAACCUCAGAUGCACAGUCUAUGCACCUCUGUGCUCUCCCAACUGAAGCUACAGCAGCUCUGCAAAUGGCCAUACGUAUCUAGAUGCAGCAAGUCCAACACGCUAGUCUUGAGAGAUUAACCCUGGAUAAUGAUGGAUGUAGCUGGUGUUUAUGCUGGAAUAAGAUUGUUCGUGUUUUGUCGGGUCUUAAAAGUUUAUGUUGAUUUGUGUGCUGUUUUAUGUUUUUUUUUUCUGUUUUUAGUCUUUCAGUCAGUUUUUUCUUUUCAAAUAAUAAUGUGGUCAGAAAGAAAACAAACGCACAUGUCUCAAUCACAGAGCAUUAAGUUGUGACUAUCUCAGACACCGUGGGGAACAUUUUAGAGUAGAGCUUCUUUAUGUCUUGCUGUCUAAACCCAUAUGUGUUCAUUGUGUAUGUUUACAACAAGACCUAUCUGGCUCUUUCUUGGGUAGGGGUGGGCAGUACACUAUGAAAAUGUGUAGUCUUAAAGGGGUUCAUUUGAGAGCUGUGAACGGGACAAAAGGUCUAGUUGUCUGCCAGCGUGGCUGUUGUAGGAGUCUGUUAUGUGUGCUGUUGUCAAUAAACAGGAAAAAAGAUGUGUA